This is a messenger RNA of Rotaria socialis, 450 nucleotides long. The record is from the annotation of a GenBank genome assembly. Lineage: Eukaryota; Metazoa; Rotifera; Eurotatoria; Philodinida; Philodinidae.
AUGGACAUCAUAUACUGGAAACUGUAUGUCGAUGAUACUUCUGUGUUACUUACACCAGAAGUUUCUGAAAAAGACAUAUAUAACCGGCUAUCACAAUGCCAUCGAUUUAUACGUGAAUUAGCAUUAAACAAUGGUUAUCUACUCGCCUUCGUUGAAGCAGUGAUUCAAAGGCAACUCCAUUUAGUAUACACACCUCGUGUGAUUAAACCGGCAUUACCUGAAACGGAUACCAUAGUCUUGAGAGUACCGUAUUAUGGGAAACCAAGUCAAAUUUAUACAAAACGUGUUACAGUGGGAGCUGCUAAACUAGAUCCAUCGAAAAAGAUGCGAGUUGACCAGAACUUUUCUGCUAAAGACCAAAUAUUAACUGAAUUAAAAUCGGGUGCCGUUUACGAGACAACUUGUCCUGAAUGCAAUGAUAAAUAUAUAGGAAAACCUGUCGACACUUGA